AUGACAGAUACGCCAUCCUCAUUAAGAUCAGUCUCCUAUAACUUCUACUUCGGAAAAACAAAAGCUGGGACCGUGAAGGCCGAUGAAUGGCGCACCUUAACGACAGCAUACUUACCCAUAGCUCUGGUUAGCUUACGGGGUGAGGGAUCUACUCAUCGCACCUCGGAAAUCGCAGCCAGUCGUCGUGCCAUCCGUGAUCAUACGAUGACCCUUGUAUCUGCCGUCCACAUUGUAUGUCAACGAUCUAUGACGACCGCGCGAGCAGAAGCAUACCGUGGAUACAUUGUCGACUGGAUGAGGGACUUGCAGGUAUUACUUCCACAUGCACCCCAUCGUACGAAUGGCCGCAUGGCGUUACAUGUCUGGGACUACCUGCAGCUCUUCGGUCCCAUAAGGUCAUGGUGGUGCUUCCCAUAUGAGCGUCUCAUCGGGCAGCUGCAGCAGUUGCCCAGCAAUCACAUUUUCGGUCAGCAAGAAUCAACUCUUUUCCUCUCAUACAUCAAGGCAGCAAAGUUCAAAUGCUGGCUGAACGGACCUUCUUGUCCUCCCAUGUUUAGGGAGGUGAAGUCUCUAUUUGAUAGAUCUGUGUCUCCCUCCAUUGACGCCAAUCCUAUUUCUGUGUCCAAAGAUCACCCACCUACACCACAACAAGUUAUUCCAGAGGACCUCCACCGACUCAUCCAAGUUCGGCGGGCAGUCUUGCAUGCUCGCACACUCCACAAGGGAUCCAUCUAUACCCGUGACUCCACCCAUGUGGGCAACAGCCUGAUCCUCUAUUAUCCUGGCUGUAUUAGGAACGUGCAACCGACACCGGGAAUCAUCAAGUAUAUUUUUGAGACGGAGCGAGUAGUGAGCUUCGCCGUGCGACGUCACCUCCCUCAGUUCCGCCACUAUCCUCACUUCCCAGCUCGUUUAUAUUUCUCAGCGCUUGCUGACCAUCUCGAAACUGUCGUGCCUGAGGCCUGCGUGGGUAGUGUCGCAUUUCGCGCGAUGGAACUUCUCUUCACAGCAUAUCGUUGCUGUGUCUUUGUGUAG
This is a messenger RNA of Suillus paluster, 1035 nucleotides long. RefSeq lists its product as uncharacterized. Lineage: Eukaryota; Fungi; Basidiomycota; Agaricomycetes; Boletales; Suillaceae. The record is from RefSeq and is a predicted model, not a curated record. The coding region runs from base 1 to 1035 and encodes 344 amino acids. The transcript has 2 exons.